AUGGCCACAAAUUCCGGCGUGCUCACAAUCCAGCUUCUGCGCAGCUUCAAGCCUGCGAGGACGAGCCCAUCGAGAACUUUGGUCAAUGGCUUUCAUAGCUUAUCGAAGAAUCGACCUCAGAUUCGAUGUAUGCCUACACUCAACACCCGGUUUCAGAAACGCAAUGAAAGAAGCUACCCCCGCCCACCGAACCGAUUCGAGCAAGCCGUCAUCGAUGCCCGGCUCAAACAUCCAAUUCUUUUCCCGUUCUUGCUCUUCGGCUCCACCGCGUCUGUGAUAUUGCUCAUAAUCAUGGCCUACGACCAAUGGCGCAGAGAGAAGAAAGGGACGUCGGCAUUUCCGCCCGCAGUUGAGGACCAGCUUCGGCUGGCCCUGCACUAUACCCAUAUCUCCCCGGACCCAGAGACGGCAUCGAAAUACUUUUUGGGGGCGAUCAAAAAGGCAGAAGAGGUGGGAAUGGACCCCUACGGCAAGGAGGCGUUGGGCAUUCGGGUCCGUUUCUCCCAGAUGCUCGAGGAGUUUGGUCAUGCCAAGGCGGCUAUCGAAAUCUUGGACGGCAUCAUCAGCGAGUUGCAACAGAAGCUGGAUGAACUCGAACAAGCGCAUUCCCUAAGGACUGAUACGUCUCUUCAGUCAGGUCCUACAUUUGCUGAGAUGCGAGCGAAUAUGAUCAAAGGCAUCGUGAAGCUGAAGAUCAAGAUAUCCUCUUUAUACGAAAGCGACUAUCUCCAAAAUCCGUCCAUGGCCAAGCAGGUCUUGUCUGAUGCGGUGGGCAUGGUGGUCAAAGAGACGAAAAAUCCCCAACAAGGGCUGACGGACGACAAUGGAGCUGGGUUGACAACUGGCGAAAUUGCUGCGAUGCUGUCGCAAAUGGGCGACCUGUAUGCCACAUCGGGCGAGGAGGAAAAUGCCGUACAACUAUAUAUGCUCACUCUGCAACCGCUUCGAGCGUCAUGCAAUGGCACUAGGUCCUGCAGGGAAGCCCAAGUUCUCAGCAAUAUCGCUUCCACCAUGGACAUGGCGUUGAAGAAGCCAAAGCCUAUCAUCAACGGGAAGCCUGCGACGGAAGACUCUCUGGCCGCAGCCCGGCGGGCGGCAUUGAGAUGGGCAGAUCAAGCUAUCGCCACCAGUGAUGCUGUCAAACCUGAGGACCGAGACGAAAUCUGCGCUGCAGCUUCUCUGUCUGCAAAGAUGACACGAGCGGAUCUGCUGGUCGACAAUGGCGACAAGGCGAUGGCGAAGGAGGCAUUUUUGAAUUUGUUGCCGAUCUUGCGAGAGCAUAAUCUCCUGCCGUUGAUCGAAACUGCAGAGCAGGGAUUGAAGAAGGCUAGCAGCUGA
Molecule: messenger RNA, 1338 nt
Organism: Cladophialophora yegresii CBS 114405
Lineage: Eukaryota; Fungi; Ascomycota; Eurotiomycetes; Chaetothyriales; Herpotrichiellaceae
Exons: 1
Coding region: 1-1338 (445 amino acids)
Biological process (GO): protein quality control for misfolded or incompletely synthesized proteins
Cellular component (GO): i-AAA complex
Molecular function (GO): misfolded protein binding
Source: RefSeq, a predicted model, not a curated record